This is a messenger RNA of Blepharisma stoltei, 385 nucleotides long. The record is from the annotation of a GenBank genome assembly. Lineage: Eukaryota; Ciliophora; Heterotrichea; Heterotrichida; Blepharismidae.
AUGAUUUUUUGGAAAAUCAUAGGUUACUUAAAAUUUUACAACACUUGCUCAUCGUUAGGGAUAAUAAAUGAAUGCCUUUAUUUAUCAAUUUUAAUUACUUAUCCAAGCCUAUUUUGUAUGUUUGUUUUUAUAGUUGUUAUUUAUUAUUCUUAGCUCUUUAUUCUUGAUUUAUAAAGAUAUCACCCAUUACUCAGAAAAAUCGGUUUUACUUGAGACUAAAUUAAGAUCCCUCGACAGAACUCUUGGAAAUUCGAUUAGUGAUUCUAAGAGUUUUAGUUUUUUUAAUGACAGUAACGGAAUCUUGAUAAUUUCUAAUGAACUCGAAAAUUUUGGUGAUAUUCUUUAUGCUAACCAAAAAUCUGUAGAAUAUUUUAGGCUCGAUUAG